Messenger RNA from Fusarium pseudograminearum CS3096, 1536 nucleotides. RefSeq lists its product as uncharacterized. Gene Ontology annotation, cellular component: membrane; cytoplasm. The record is from RefSeq and is a predicted model, not a curated record. The transcript has a single exon. NCBI's taxonomy places the organism in Eukaryota, Fungi, Ascomycota, Sordariomycetes, Hypocreales, Nectriaceae. The coding region runs from base 1 to 1536 and encodes 511 amino acids. Gene Ontology annotation, biological process: steroid metabolic process. Gene Ontology annotation, molecular function: Delta24(24-1) sterol reductase activity; FAD binding.
AUGCAGCGACACGACAAAAUUGUGGAGGAUGUCUCCAUGAGGAUACGCGACCUUCACAAAAUUGGACAGCCAUACCGAAUAUCACAUGGCUCCUCGAGCAGUACCCGACCCCGUCAUUCACCAAGCACCAACGUCAUCGAUAUAAGCAUGUUAUCCCAGGUCAUUUCUGUUGACACAGAGAAAAAGACAUGUCUCGUAGAGCCCAACGUCCCGAUGGAUCGGCUAGUCGAGGCAACAAUGCCAUACGGUCUAAUACCCCCAGUUGUGAUGGAAUUUCCUGGGAUCACAGCAGGCGGUGGUUACUCGGGAACAUCAGGGGAAAGCAGCUCUUUCCGCCAUGGGUUCUUCAACGAAACGAUCAACUUUGUGGAGAUGAUUCUCGGCAAUGGAGAUGUCGUAAGGGCAUCCCCUGAAGAGCGAGAAGAUUUGUUCUACGGUGCUGCGGGUGCUGCGGGUACUUUGGGUGUUACAACGUUGCUCGAGGUCCGGCUUGUCGAGGCCCGGAAAUUCGUGAAAACAACCUAUCAUCGUGUUGACAGUGUUAGCACUGCGGUUUCAGAAACACAGAAAUGUUGUGGGGUUCCGGAUACCGAUUAUGUUGAUGGAAUUCUCUUUUCGAAAGACCAUGGCGUUGUCAUCACUGGACAGCUUACAGAUCACAAACCUCCCGAAUCUCAUCUUGUCACCUUCAGCAAUGCUGCGGAUCCCUGGUUCUAUCUUCACGUGCAGGAAAAGACGAAAGAUCUUCUGCCGUCUUCGCAUGUCACUGAGUACAUCCCACUCGGAGAAUAUCUCUUUCGUUAUGACAGAGCUGCCUUUUGGGUAGGACGCCAGGGCUAUACUUAUUUCAAGUUUAUACCAUUCAACCGAUUUUUCCGAUGGCUUUUGGACGACUAUUCUCAUACCAGGACAUUGUACCACGCUCUUCAUGCAAGUUGUAUUUCAGAACAAUUUGUCGUCCAAGAUCUUGCACUCCCAUACGAUACAGCUGAGGAGUUCAUUGACUGGGUCGAUUCUGAACUUGGCAUAUGGCCUUUGUGGCUGUGUCCGCUAAAGGAAGCCAGGAUGCCCACCUUCCAUCCUGUUACUACCAGCGUGGAAAAGCAUGAGGUUGGCGAUGACGAAGUCGAUAUGUCGCAGCCUAUGCUCAAUAUUGGCGUCUGGGGUUGGGGUCCAAGGAAUGCCGAGGAAUUCAAGGCUAAAAACCGCAGCCUGGAGAAGAAGCUGGCAGACUUGAGAGGUCGAAAGUGGCUGUAUGCUCAUGCAUACUACACCGAGGAGAAAUUUUGGGAAUUGUACGAUCGUCCCUGGUAUCGGAACUUGAGGGAACGUUACUUUGCAACGACCCUCCCGACAGUUUACGACAAAGUCAAACAACCCGAGGGACCGAAUGGCCAGACUGGGGGCGAAGGAUGGAGUUGGAAGUCUCUAUGGAACAAAUGGCCAAUUGGAGGCCUUUAUGGAAUGUACAUGGCUUUUAAUUCUGGAGAUAUCAGUCUCCAUAGACAGACGACAUGGAAGUACAAGAGCGAGUAG